This is a messenger RNA of Symbiodinium sp. CCMP2592, 2523 nucleotides long. The record is from the annotation of a GenBank genome assembly. NCBI's taxonomy places the organism in Eukaryota, Dinophyceae, Suessiales, Symbiodiniaceae.
AUGGGAGCAGAGAGAGCGGAGAAGCCCGCACCUGCCGUGCCGGCCUUCCCGCUGAGCUACGUGAGCUCGCCAUGGUCUUUCCGCUCUCAUCUCCGAAGGACUUUAGCCAACGCCAAUAAGGACAACGAGCACCUCGAGUGGUACCUGCCUGCAGUUGAGGAGUACAAAAGGCUAGAGCUCGCUCACUUGGGCGAGGCAACUUACCUCGACUAUGCUGGGGCGGCGUUAUACAGCCGGGCGCAACUCUUGUCGGCACAGGCACUGUUGUUGGACAGUUGCCUUGCCAACCCUCACAGUUCACCGGAGACAGCGCGGCGGGUGGAGAAGAGUCGGGAUCUGGUUCUGCAGAUGUUCAACGUCAGCAGGGCGACUCACUCGGUGGUGUUUACCUCCGGAGUCACCCAGGGCCUGCAAACUUUGGGGGAGCAUUUCCCAUGGACUCAACGUAGCGUCUUCCUCUAUGCGGACGAGAGCCACACCAGUGUGGUUGGUCUUCGCCAGUACGCCAAGGAAGGCAAGUGCUCCUAUGGCAGCUUCGUGCUCGAAGACCUUCCCAAGCUUGAGGAAGAGCUCACGGCAGCUCGAUUCGAAGACUCUGCGCCUCAAGACGCCAAGUCCUUGUACAACCUUAUCGCCUUCCCGGGCGAGUCCAACUUCAGCGGGGUUCGAAGUGACCUGUCCUGCGUGCAGCGGCUGAGGACUGGAAGCCUUAGAUGGAGAGUGCUGUUGGAUGCUGCCAAGCUUGCCUGCUCUCCUGGGGCUCUGGAUCUGAAUAGAUGCCCUGCAGAUUUCACAGUGGUUUCCUUCUACAAGAUCUUCGGCUACCCGACUGGUCUUGGGGCACUGCUCAUUCGGCAUGAGGCCGCGCCUCUGAUCACGCCCCAGGCAGACCUCACCGGAGGUCCGACGAGGCAGGGUACUGGAAGACCUCUCUACUUUGCAGGAGGUUGUGUCUCGUCUCUGUCGGCUCUGUCCGGCUUCGCGAUCCCACGUCCUAAUUUAACGGAGUGGUUGGAGCGGGGUACACCUCAUUUCCUUGGCAUUGCAUCCCUCCCGGCACAGCUUGAGUCAGUAAGGGCGCUUGGCCCCGACCAUGUGCGGUGUCGGCAUGCUAUGGCCGUCGGUAGAGAGGCAUAUCUCCGCACUGCGCGACUUCGCCACAGCAACGGACUCAACGUUUGCACGAUUUUCGGCCGGCACGAUGAGGAGAACUGGUGCGAGGUUCAAGGGCCAACGCUAGCACUAAGUUUGCACUAUGCUAACGGAUCACCGGUCCCUUAUGCGACUGUCGGUGAGAGGGCGGCGGCAAGGCAGAUCGUGAUCCGCACCGGUUGCCACUGCAAUGCUGGGGGUUGCCAGAAGUUUUUAAACCUGGAGGACACCGACAUCCGACAUUUCUUUGCAUCCGGUAAAGUGUGUGGAGACGACAAGGGCUUGGUGGAUGGUCGACCAACUGGAGUGGUUCGUGUUUCCUUUGGCCUGUACUCCACACUAUCGGACGUGUGCAGCUGGAUAUCACUUCUUACCGAGUUCGUGGACAUGAUGCCACCCGACUACUUAGAAGACGGCUGCAAGCUGCCAGACUUGGCCUCACCCGUGUCGUCAACCGCGGCUGGAACCGCGAUUCGAUCCGUUGGAACCGUGAAGGCUCUGAAGGUUUAUCCCGUAAAGGGCUGUGGUCCCCUUCGGGUGGAGCGCUGGCCUUUGGAUGCUGGGUCCCUCUUUUUGGACCGGCGUUGGUGCCUGAAGGUAGAGGGCCGUGGAUUUCGAGCCGUCAGCGCCAAGCAGGCACCCCGGCUAACGACCGUGAGGAUGUCUUUGAAGAGGAAGGCAGGGGAGAAGGCCUUCGUGCUGGUCCUGUCCACCAAGUACCAUGCCAAGACUCUGGAGCUACCUCUGAGCAAGCGCGACUCCGACUUCUUGUGCUCUGCAGGUGUCGAGCCGUGUGGGGAGAGCGGACAGUCCGAGUCCGACGGGUCGGUGUCGUCUGAGGCCUGGUUCGAGCAGCUUCUUGGCAUCCGGAAGCUGCGACUCACUGAGGCCUCGGCAGCCGAGGCUUCUGCAGGGGGCACAGGGGAGGCACCAGCACCAGCCGAGAAGACGGACUUUGCAAAUGCACCGAAGACGCUGUUGCUUGUGUCCACGGCCUCGCUGAGAGAGUUCGGGCGGCUUUGUGGCCUACCAGUGCCUGCAGAUCGCUUCCGAGCGAACCUGGAAGUCGACUUCGCGGAGCCCUACGAGGAAGCUUCCUGGCCUGUGGGUUUGCCGCUGCAAUUAGCAAACACGAUCUUCGAGGCGGCGGGGCGCUGUGUUCGGUGCCAGGCCGUGGACAUCGAUCCUGAGGAUGCCAGCUCCCAAGGACCUUCCCUCUUGGCGGCCUUGGCCACGGCGCAACCGGGAUCUGCGGCCAAAGGCCCUACCUUCGGAGUGCUCCUGCGGACUUCCGAAAUCGGACUGCCCACAAACGCUCUACCUCUGUUGGAGGUCGGCAUGGCCCUGUGCCGGGCGGACAAGCCUCUCUAA